This is a messenger RNA of Nymphaea colorata (pocket water lily), 1862 nucleotides long. RefSeq lists its product as uncharacterized. NCBI's taxonomy places the organism in Eukaryota, Viridiplantae, Streptophyta, Magnoliopsida, Nymphaeales, Nymphaeaceae. Gene Ontology annotation, molecular function: protein binding. The transcript is spliced from 10 exons. Bases 212 to 1561 code for a protein of 449 amino acids. The record is from RefSeq and is a predicted model, not a curated record.
ACAGCCCCUUAGCACGCCUCCGUCGCGGCGCCACCCUCACUGUGAAAGGCGCACGUACCCACGUCUAAGCUGUGUUUAGAGCGAAGCAAGUCGGUCCACAUCUCGCGGUCGAGUCCACCGAUAACUCCAGAGGGAGAGAGAGAGAGAGAGAGAGGAGAGAGAUCAUCGGCGGCAGCAGCAUCGAGCAUCUAGCGGUGUUGCUUCGGCGGCAAUGGGCUUUUCUUGGUCGGCCAUCCCCAUCUCCAUCUUCUCUGCCGUCGUCGGUGGUGUCAUCAUCCUGUUGCUCUUCGCCGAUUACUUCCGCCGAAGAAGGAGAGACGUCCAAGUGAUGGCUUCUGCCGCCACCGUGGCGACAAGCACAGCCAAGCAGAAUCAGAAGGCAUCCUCGUCUUCGAAGCCCCUCCACUCUCGGAAACCCAAUGUUAGACCGCAUCGCCCUGCCUCCGCGGUGGACAAGGAGAGCGCCAAGCGCCAUCACCCGUUGGAUCUGAACACUUUGAAGGGCCAUGGGGACUCCGUCACUUCUGUCGCUUUCUCUUCCGACGCCCAGUGCUUGGCCACAGUUUGUGCUGAUGGAGUUGCAAGGGUAUUUAAGCUGGAUGAUGUGAUGGGCAAAAGUUUUAAGUUCCUCCGUGUUAAUUUGCCUACUGGAACUCAUCCUACAGCAGUUACAUUUUGUGAGGGAACCUCAUCAUUCAUUGUAGCUGCGCAGACACUGUCUGGUUCUUCUCUACAUAUGUACGAAGAAGCAGUUGCUAAAGCUGGCGAUGAAUCAAAACAACCAGCCAAGCUUCCACUUCCUGAAAUAAAAUGGGAACAUGUAAAAGCGCAUGAAGGGAAGGCUAUUUUAACUCUAUCUGGUUCCAAAGCAAGUUAUGGUACGGCUGAUGGGAGCACAAUCGUUGCAUCAUGUUCAGAAGGUACUGAUAUUAAAAUUUGGAAUGGGAAAAAGGGGAACCUCUUGAAAGCUGUUGACACAAACCAGCUUAAGAACAACAUGGCAACAAUUUCUCCAAAUGGACGUUUUUUAGCAGCAGCUGCUUUUACAGCUGAUGUGAAGAUAUGGGAAAUAGUUUACGGGAAGGAUGGAUCAGUAAAGGAGGUUUCAAACGUCAUGCAGCUGAAAGGGCACAAAAGUGCAGUAACUUGGUUGGGCUUCUUCCCCAACUCAGAGCAGAUAAUUACCGCAUCAAAGGAUGGUUCCAUCAGAAUAUGGAAUAUCAAUGUUCGGUAUCAUCUCAAUGAGGACCCAAAGACAUUGAAGGUGUUUCCCAUUCCACUGCUUGAUGCAAGUGGUGCUGUGUUGCAUUAUGAUCGCCUCAGUGUUUCCCCUGAUGGAAAGAUUCUGGCUGCAACUCAUGGUUCUACAUUACAGUGGCUGUGCAUUGAAUCUGGAAAAGUGUUAGAUACAGCAGAGAAGGCCCAUGAAGGUACAAUCACUUCAAUUGCUUGGGCACCUCAUCCAAUUCCAGCUGGAGAAGGUUCUGUCUCAGUUUUAGCUACUGCUGGUGAUGACAAGAAAGUAAAGCUGUGGGCGACUCCAGCCCUCGUUCCCUCUUGAAGGUCUAGAUUUGAAAAGUUACUCCAGGGAAACUAGCUGCAGACUAACAUGAUUUGUUAGCUACACCCUGAAUCUUAACAGUUACGCCUCUCUUGCAUUUUGUAGUUAGCAGUAUAAUCAUGAAUAGAAGAAAUUUUCUUCACUAAUUUGCACAUUUGGUAGCUGGAUCUUAAUAUGGAAUAUAGUUUGGACUCUGUAAGGCUCUGUUGAGUCUUCCCGUUCUUGGGAAAUCAAAAGAAUAUUUGUACAUGAAAAUUUUGAUAUUUAUAUAGAUUCAUUCCUUUGGCUUGUUUGAUUUGCA